GAUGUUUCAGUCACAUUUCAGCCGCUGCUCUGAGAAUUUGUGAGCAGCCCCUAACAGGCUGUUACUUCACUACAACUGACGAUAUGAUCAUCUUAAUUUACUUAUUUCUCUUGCUAUGGGAAGACACUCAAGGAUGGGGAUUCAAGGAUGGAAUUUUUCAUAACUCCAUAUGGCUUGAACGAGCAGCCGGUGUGUACCACAGAGAAGCACGGUCUGGCAAAUACAAGCUCACCUACGCAGAAGCUAAGGCGGUGUGUGAAUUUGAAGGCGGCCAUCUCGCAACUUACAAGCAGCUAGAGGCAGCCAGAAAAAUUGGAUUUCAUGUCUGUGCUGCUGGAUGGAUGGCUAAGGGCAGAGUUGGAUACCCCAUUGUGAAGCCAGGGCCCAACUGUGGAUUUGGAAAAACUGGCAUUAUUGAUUAUGGAGUCCGUCUCAAUAGGAGUGAAAGAUGGGAUGCCUAUUGCUACAACCCACACGCAAAGGAGUGUGGUGGUGUCUUUACAGAUCCAAAGCGAAUUUUUAAAUCUCCAGGCUUCCCAAAUGAGUACGAAGAUAACCAAAUCUGCUACUGGCACAUUAGACUCAAGUAUGGUCAGCGUAUUCACCUGAGUUUUUUAGAUUUUGACCUUGAAGAUGACCCAGGUUGCUUGGCUGAUUAUGUUGAAAUAUAUGACAGUUACGAUGAUGUCCAUGGCUUUGUGGGAAGAUACUGUGGAGAUGAGCUUCCAGAUGACAUCAUCAGUACAGGAAAUGUCAUGACCUUGAAGUUUCUAAGUGAUGCUUCAGUGACAGCUGGAGGUUUCCAAAUCAAAUAUGUUGCAAUGGAUCCUGUAUCCAAAUCCAGUCAAGGAAAAAAUACAAGUACUACUUCUACUGGAAAUAAAAACUUUUUAGCUGGAAGAUUUAGCCACUUAUAAAAAAAAAAAAAAAAGGAUGAUCAAAACACACAGUGUUUAUGUUGGAAUCUUUUGGAACUCCUUUGAUCUCACUGUUAUUAUUAACAUUUAUUUAUUAUUUUUCUAAAUGUGAAAGCAAUACAUAAUUUAGGGAAAAUUGGAAAAUAUAGGAAACUUUAAACGAGAAAAUGAAAUCUCUCAUAAUCCCACUGCACAGAAAUAACAAGCGUUAACAUUUUCAUAUUUUUUUCUUUCAGUCAUUUUUCUAUUUGUGGUAUAUGUAUAUAUGUACCUAUAUGUAUUUGCAUUUGAAAUUUUGGAAUCCUGCUCUAUGUACAGUUUUGUAUUAUACUUUUUAAAUCUUGAACUUUAUAAACAUUUUCUGAAAUCAUUGAUUAUUCUACAAAAACAUGAUUUUAAACAGCUGUAAAAUAUUCUAUGAUAUGAAUGUUUUAUGCAUUAUUUAAGUCUGUCUCUAUUGUUGGAAUUUCAGGUCGUUUUCAUAAAUAUUGUUGCAAUAAAUAUCCUUGAACAC
This is a messenger RNA of Pan troglodytes (chimpanzee), 1431 nucleotides long. It is a transcript of the gene TNFAIP6, whose product is annotated as TNF alpha induced protein 6. Bases 84 to 917 code for a protein of 277 amino acids. Gene Ontology annotation, molecular function: hyaluronic acid binding. Gene Ontology annotation, biological process: negative regulation of inflammatory response; cell adhesion. Lineage: Eukaryota; Metazoa; Chordata; Mammalia; Primates; Hominidae. The record is from RefSeq and is a predicted model, not a curated record. The transcript has 6 exons.